Molecule: messenger RNA, 3685 nt
Organism: Lytechinus pictus (painted urchin)
Lineage: Eukaryota; Metazoa; Echinodermata; Echinoidea; Temnopleuroida; Toxopneustidae
Product: UDP-glucuronosyltransferase 2C1-like
Exons: 4
Coding region: 403-2019 (538 amino acids)
Molecular function (GO): UDP-glycosyltransferase activity
Source: RefSeq, a predicted model, not a curated record
AUACAUGUAUAUAUAUGGCGGCGUGCGCAAUACCAUGGGUGAGGGGUCAUUGGAUAUUUGAUCUGUCUGUCUGGUCGAUCUUUCUUUGUCAUGUUUGUGUACGGAAAUUCGAUGCAAUACCUAAUGCAAAUAGGGUGACCGAUUACGAAAUCUUUUGUCAAUGUUCACGAGUGCAGACGUACAGUGUACACAUGUAUAUUUUACAUCGAUCAAGACUCCCCUCUCCACGUGAAUGUAGAUCGCACAAGCUAGGUGACCUUACCAUUUGUAAAGUAUUAACGGACGUAUUGUGUUCGCUUUGUACGGUGCAGACACAGCUGACUUCCUUAAGUUGUGAGCCGAAUGAUAUAUAUUUUCUGGUACUGGACUAUUUAUAUCGUAGGAAAGGGUUUUUAAUUUGAGAUGGCGAAACUUCCUAAAUUUUGUAUAUUCGUUGCGGCUGUACUUUGCUCCGGAUUCAUGUCUCCUCCCGUUGUUUCAGGAGCUAAGAUCAUGCUCGCUAUGUCGGGUGUCAUGAACAGCGUUAGUCAGCACAUUCUGUUUUCAGCUAUCACGGAACCUCUGGUUGAACGCGGGCAUGAGGUUAUUCUCCUGGCCCCUCAGUAUAAGGUGACCAAGGGUCUCACUGAGGAAGCUGUCACCGGGAAGAUCUUCUUUAAGAACUCUAAGACGAAGGAGGAGAUGGAGGAAAUGGCUGCGGGGCUUCAGUCAAUCGCCCUUGGUUUCAGUCAGGAUUCUGUCUUCCAGAUCAUUGGCAGGGUUCGUACCAUCUUCCCAUGGUUCACCGAAGGAUGCUUCCAGCUCUUCAAGGACCAGGAGACACUGGAUCGGCUCAGGGAAGAACGUUUCGACCUGAUCCUCACCAUGCCGACUUGUGGCUGCGAUUCCUUGCUUGCGGAAUACCUGGGCGUUCCUUUCGUCGUGAUGACUCCACUUCGAAGGGCGCCCUUUUUCAAUGAAGAUACUUUCGGCAUCCCCGCCCCGUCCUCUUACGUACCGUUCAGUGGUUUGACUACGUUCACUGACCAAAUGACAUUUUCUCAGAGGAUCACCAAUGUUAUAAUGCGUUAUGUAACGGAGCCAUUCUUCAUGUACCUGACGCGAAGUGGUCUCGAUCAAAUUCAGAAGGACCACAACAUCAGACCUGACCUGUCGAUUGAUCAGCUUCUUGGCAAAGCUCAGCUUUGGUUGUCCCAGGGUAACUGGGCUUUUGAGUUCGCUCAACCAAUCACGCCAAACUUUGUCUCGAUCGGUGGAAUCACAACCCAAUCACCCAAACCAUUACCAAAGGAAAUGAACGAUUUUGUGGAAGGAUCCGGUGACCACGGGAUAAUAGUCUUCACUCUUGGAUCCGUCGUCUCCUCGUUGAUGAACGACGAACUCAAUGAAAAUCUGGCCAAAGUUUUCAGUGAGCUGCCGCAGAGGGUGCUGUGGAGAUUGAAGGGGACACGCCCGCGUAACCUUGGAAACAACACGCUCGUUUCUGAUUGGCUCCCUCAAAGCGACCUCCUUGGUCACCCCAAGACGAAGUUGAUGAUCUAUCAUGGAGGAGCGAACGGUAUCAAUGAGAUCGUCACCCACGGUGUUCCAGUUCUCGUCAUGCCUCUAGCUGGGGAUCAGAUGGGUAAUGCAGUCCGGAUGCAAGCCAAGGGAAUGGGGUUCCCUAUCGAUAAGAAUACACUCACCGAAGAAAGCUUUAGAGAGGCAGUUAAUGAGAUGCUAAACAAUCCAAAAUACACUGUUAAUGCAAAGAAGGCUUCUGCUAUAAUGAAAGAUCAAAUCGUGCCUGUCCGAGAGAAAGUCGUCUACUACAUCGAACACAUCUUGGAAUUCGGGGGUGACCAUCUCAGAACUCGAGCUCUAGAACUCAACUUCAUCCAGCGAGAAUCCAUCGACGUCAUAGCAUUUUUUUUAAUAGUUUUCAUAUCGUUUUUCUUGGCGGUCAAAUGGCUGGUUUGUAAAUGCUGCGGACUUUGUCGACGAAAACAUACAGAGACGAGAAAGUCAAAAUCUGAUUAAUCUAAAUAUAAUUAUAUUUUGAUAAUAGAACUAUGAUUUAUGAUUUUAAGGGUGGGAGGGGGUAAUUGACUUGCAGUCGUGUGGUCCAGUGGUUAGAGCAUUGGACUCAUAAUCGCAAGGUUGUGAGUUCGAAUCCCAACUCUGCCAUUGUCUCCACUUCGAUAAAAAGGCCCAAGAGUGAUAUCUGUCGUCUAUUACGUCAGCCACUAUGACUGAUUAACCUAGACGUAAAAUGUUUCCAAGGUAAUUGGUUAUAUACCAGCUUGGCAUAUUCACCAGCAAAAAAUGCUGUCCUGCCGAGUUCCUACGGGAGUUACCACAAACAGAAACAGAAAAAUGGGAAAUAAACAAGAUAUAGAAUCAGAGUCUUCACUGAUAAAAUACCAGGAACCUUUUUUAUCCUCAUUCUGAAAAAUGGGGCGCUAGAAUGAUAGAGGAUGGCAUUGUUUAUCAUGUGGGUACUAAGGGGGACACGCCCCUAUGAUAUUCCUCUGGAUCUACAGUGCGUAUCAAAAAAGUUUACACUUUGAAAAAGUCCUGGGAAUCAAAAAAUAUACAACAUGUGGGUAAUUUUUCACAUAUAAUCUUGGGUUUGGGUCUCAUCUAUCCAAUGAAAGAAAAAGUUUUGACAGAAUGUUACACUUAAGUGAGUACUGUCCAUUUUUGUAAAGCUCGCAGAAAUCUGUUUGCGCAGAAAUGCUUGUUUUCACGCUGUGUCAAGGGGAAAGGGCGAAAUCAAACUUACCCUGCGAAACAUUUCUCAUACAUUUCCCUUGCACUUUUAGUCUAUUGAAAUAAAACGGAUACAUUCAAGCAUUUUGUAACAAUUUUGCCACCCAAAUUGAAAUUUCAACACUUAGUAAGCACAACCCUUACCCUUUUUGUACCAGCUGGAUCUGAAGACAUAAUUGAAUCUGAACAAAAGUUUAUAUCAGACAUCUCCAGCAUUUUUUUUCACUAUUAAAGUUUUUAUAAUUUAAAGUAGGGUUACAUUUCAUUUUUCAUUGAUACUUGUUUCUCCACACUUUUCCCAAGCUUGACAAUGAUUAACAAUUAUGAAAGUCAAGCCUAAGCCAUUUCAUGUAAAUCACAGCUCAGUGUCACGAUGGCCUCGGUGUGUGGGGGAGUGGGGUGGGGCGCGAUGCACUCUUCGGAAUGUUUUGGGCAAGGAAACAAGUUAAAAAAAGGUAAAAUAUAUCUUCAAAUCAAUUUUACUAGCUAAAUUCAACAUGUUCUUCAUGAUUAAGGUCUACUUUUAUUCGCAAAACCAUUUCAAAGUUCUGCGCAAAUCAUUUUUCACUAACUUUUCAAAAGUAAGUGGUGCUCACUCAAGCGGAAAUAUUUUUCGACAGUUAUAUCGUCAUUUGCUUAAAUGGAUCUGUACCAAUGUUAAAAUGUGGAAAAUGUUCAGGAUAUUACAAAUGUAUAAUUUUACAGGAUUUUUCUAAGUGUAAACUCUUUUUUGAUACGCACUGUAUAGCGCCUGGAGAUAAGUGAGAACUACUUAGUCGGAACAGUACUGUUCAGGUCCUUUUUCGUGUGUUUAUCAUUAAUUUUACAAUGUAUUUUUAUGUGUGUAUUAUUUAAGUGUAAUCAUUUGUAAUGCACCCACGGAAUGGGAGGAAUAAUUUUUCUUAAUGUUUCAAUAAAGACAAUUAUUAAUUUA